AUGGGCAACAAGCAGAGGGCUGAUGUUGCAGCCCAGCCUGUUAAAAAAGCCAAGUUUGAUGGGCCCCAAGAGAAGUUCAACACCUACGUGACGCUGAAGGUGCAGAAUGUCAAGAGCACGACCAUUGCCGUGCGCGGGAACCUGCCGUGCUGGGAGCAGGACUUCAUGUUUGAGAUCAACCGCCUGGACUUGGGGCUGACGGUGGAAGUGUGGAACAAGGGGCUGAUCUGGGACACCAUGGUGGGCACUGUAUGGAUCCCCUUGAGGACCAUUCGGCAGUCCAAUGAGGAGGGCCCCGGGGAAUGGCUCACCCUGGACUCCCAGGUCAUCAUGACCGACAACGAGAUCUCUGGCACCAAGGACCCCACCUUCCACCGCAUCCUGCUGGACACCCGCUUCGAGCUGCCGCUUGACAUCCCUGAGGAGGAGGCCAGGUACUGGGCCAAGAAGCUGGAGCAGCUGAAUGCGAUGAGGGACCAGGAUGACUACUCCUUCCAGGAGGAGCCGGAGAAGCCACUACCCGUGCACGGCUCCCAGUGCUGCAACUGGAAUUAUUUUGGCUGGGGAGAACAACAGAAUGACGACCCUGACAGCACCGUGGAUGACCGGGACAGUGACUACCGAAGUGAGACCAGCAAUAGCAUCCCACCUCCCUAUUACACCACCUCCCAGCCCAAUGCCUCGGUCCACCAGUAUCCCAUGAGGCACCAGCAGCAGAGCUCCCGGGACUCGUACACGGAUUCCAUGCAGAGCUACGAGAUGGACUAUUCGGAUCAGCGGCCAAUCAGACGCUACGAUAGCGUAGAUUCUGCCACAAACGGGCGCAGCGACGCUGAGUCCGCUUCCGAGUCAAGCAGGCGGACCAGCCGCCAGUACUCCCUUGAGAGCAGGCGGUCCCUAGACCUAUCUGAUAGCCCCACCGGGAGCAGCCGCUACGCCUCCUCUGGGGAGCUGAGCCAAGGGAGCUCCCAGCUCAGCGACGACUUCGACCCCGACGAGAGCCUGCGGGGCUCAGAGAUUGACGAGCGGGAUGGGGACUCCUACCACUCCUGCCACAGCUCGGUCAGCUACCACAAGGACUCACCCCGCUGGGAGGAGGAAGACGAUGACCUCUACUUGGAAGAAGAAGAUGAGUUCAAUGAGGACUACAGCGAGAAUGAGGAGGACUACCCCAAGGCCAAGGAAGACAAGCUGCAGGGCCGUGAGGCAUACGAGUCCGAGCCCUUGGAGCGAGAGCCCUACCAGCAGCAGAAGCAGCCGGUGCAGCUGCAGCAGCUACAGCAGGAGUCAUUGCAACAGAAGCCGCAGCUGCAGCAACAGGUCCCACCGCAGAAGCAGCAACAGGCGCCGCAGCAAGCGCAGCUACAGGUGCAGCAGGUGCAAGUGCAGCAGCAGCAGCAGCAGGUGCAGCAGGAGAGGAAAGAGGAUAAGGCAGGUUAUGCCCUACAGGAGACUCCAGAGGUCCCCCAGGAAAAGCUGGCAGAGGAGGAGCCCCCAGUCCCAGAGAAGGGACAAGAGCCUGAGCCCCCCAAACCAGAAGAGAGUUACAGAGAGAGGGAGGAAGUGGAAGUUCAGGAUGCCAAAUCCCGAGCCAAAGCCAACUGGCUGAGGGCAUUCAACAAAGUCUGCAUGCAGCUGCAAGAGGCUCGAGGUGCUGGAGAAGCUAAGUCUCUCUGGUUCAAAGGCGGGCCUGGCGGUGGGCUAAUCAUUAUUGACAGCAUGCCCGACAUACGCAGGAGAAAGCCCAUCCCCCUAGUUAGUGAUUUGGCCAUGUCCUUGGUCCAGUCCAGGAAAGCUGGUAUCACGUCAGCAUUAGCAUCAAGCACCUUAAACAAUGAAGAGCUAAAAAACCAUGUUUACAAGAAGACCCUUCAAGCCUUAAUCUACCCCAUCUCUUGCACAACCCCCCACAACUUCGAGGUGUGGACCGCAACCACACCCACCUACUGCUACGAGUGCGAGGGCUUGCUGUGGGGCAUUGCUCGGCAGGGCAUGCGCUGUACAGAGUGUGGGGUGAAAUGCCACGAGAAGUGCCAAGACCUGCUCAAUGCAGACUGCCUACAGAGAGCGGCUGAGAAGAGUUCCAAGCACGGGGCAGAGGACCGGACCCAGAACAUCAUCAUGGUGCUCAAGGACCGCAUGAAGAUUCGGGAGCGAAACAAGCCUGAGAUCUUCGAGCUGAUCCAGGAAGUCUUUGGUGUCUCCAAAGCCACCCACACACAGCAGAUGAAGGCGGUGAAGCAGAGCGUGCUGGAUGGCACCUCCAAGUGGUCGGCCAAGAUCAGCAUCACGGUUGUUUGUGCCCAGGGCCUGCAGGCAAAGGAUAAGACAGGCUCCAGUGACCCGUAUGUUACUGUCCAGGUUGGAAAGACGAAAAAAAGGACUAAAACUAUCUACGGAAAUCUAAACCCCGUCUGGGAGGAGAAUUUCCAUUUUGAAUGCCAUAACUCCUCUGAUCGGAUCAAGGUCCGGGUCUGGGAUGAAGACGAUGACAUCAAGUCUCGUGUCAAGCAACGCUUUAAGAGAGAGUCCGAUGACUUCCUGGGACAGACGAUCAUAGAGGUCCGAACACUGAGUGGCGAGAUGGAUGUCUGGUACAACCUAGACAAGCGAACGGACAAGUCGGCCGUGUCUGGAGCCAUCCGGCUUCACAUCAGCGUGGAAAUAAAGGGGGAGGAGAAGGUGGCUCCGUACCAUGUGCAGUACACGUGCCUACAUGAGAACCUCUUCCAUUUCGUGACGGACUUACAAAACAACGGGGUGGUGAAGAUCCCCGACGCCAAGGGGGACGAUGCCUGGAAGGUGUACUUCGACGAGACGGCCCAGGAGAUCGUGGAUGAGUUUGCCAUGCGGUACGGGGUGGAGUCCAUCUACCAGGCCAUGACCCACUUUGCCUGCCUGUCCUCUAAAUACAUGUGUCCCGGAGUGCCGGCGGUGAUGAGCACCCUGCUCGCCAACAUCAACGCUUACUAUGCACAUACCACUGCCUCCACCAACGUGUCUGCCUCCGACCGCUUUGCUGCUUCCAAUUUCGGGAAAGAGCGCUUCGUCAAGCUGCUGGACCAGCUGCACAAUUCGCUCCGGAUUGACCUGUCCAUGUACCGGAAUAACUUCCCUGCCAGCAGCCCUGAAAGGCUACAGGACCUCAAGUCAACAGUGGAUCUGUUAACCAGCAUCACCUUCUUCCGAAUGAAGGUCCAGGAGCUACAGAGCCCUCCCCGUGCCAGCCAAGUAGUGAAGGACUGCGUGAAAGCCUGCCUCAACUCCACCUAUGAAUACAUCUUCAACAACUGUCACGAGCUGUACAGCCGGGAGUACCAGACAGAUCCCACAAAGAAGGGUGAGGUGCCCCCUGAGGAGCAGGGGCCCAGCAUCAAGAACCUGGAUUUCUGGUCCAAACUCAUCACGCUGAUUGUCUCAAUUAUUGAAGAGGAUAAGAACUCCUACACGCCCUGUCUGAACCAGUUCCCCCAGGAGCUGAACGUGGGCAAGAUCAGUGCUGAAGUGAUGUGGAACCUCUUUGCUCAGGACAUGAAGUAUGCAAUGGAAGAGCACGACAAGCACCGCCUGUGCAAGAGCGCUGACUACAUGAACCUGCACUUCAAGGUGAAGUGGCUCUACAAUGAGUAUGUGACUGAGCUGCCUUCCUUCAAGAGCCGGGUGCCUGAGUACCCUGCGUGGUUUGAGCCUUUUGUUAUCCAGUGGCUGGAUGAGAAUGAGGAGGUGUCCCGCGAUUUCCUGCACGGAGCACUGGAGAGGGACAAGAAGGACGGGUUCCAGCAAACGUCUGAGCACGCGCUCUUCUCCUGCUCCGUGGUGGACGUCUUCUCCCAGCUGAACCAGAGCUUUGAGAUCAUCAAGAAGCUGGAGUGCCCUGACCCGCAGAUUGUGGGGCAUUACAUGCGGAGGUUUGCCAAGACCAUCAGCAACGUGUUGCUGCAGUACGCCGAGAUCAUCUCUAAAGAUUUCGCCUUACACUGCUCCAAGGAGAAAGAGAAAGUGCCCUGCAUCCUAAUGAACAACAUCCAGCAGCUUCGUGUCCAGCUGGAGAAGAUGUUUGAGGCCAUGGGGGGAAAGGAGCUGGAUGCAGAAGCCAGUGACAUCCUCAAGGAGCUGCAAGUGAAGCUCAAUAAUGUCCUGGAUGAACUGAGCAGAGUUUUUGCAACAAGCUUCCAGCCCCACAUCGAGGACUGCGUGAAGCAGAUGGGGGACAUCCUGAGCCAGGUGAAGGGCACCGGGAAUGUCCCUGCCAGCGCCUGCAGCAGCGUUGCACAGGACGCCGACAACGUCCUUCAGCCCAUCAUGGACCUUCUGGACAGCAACCUGACCCUCUUCGCCAAGAUCUGUGAGAAGACAGUCCUGAAGCGGGUGCUGAAGGAGCUGUGGAAGCUGGUGAUGAACACUAUGGAGAAGACCAUUGUCCUCCCACCGCUCACAGACCAGACGAUGAUUGGAACGCUCUUGAGAAAACAUGGCAAGGGGACAGAGAAGAGCAGGGUGAAGCUGCCCAGUCACACAGAUGGCACCCAGAUGAUCUUCAAUGCAGCCAAGGAGCUGGGACAGCUGUCAAAACUGAAGGACCACAUGGUGCGUGAGGAGGCCAAAAGCCUGACCCCCAAGCAGUGUGCGGUGGUGGAGCUGGCGCUGGACACCAUCAAGCAAUAUUUCCAUGCAGGAGGAGUUGGGCUGAAGAAAACCUUCCUGGAGAAGAGCCCCGACCUGCAGUCCCUGCGCUACGCCCUCUCCCUGUACACACAGGCCACUGAUCUGCUCAUCAAAACCUUUGUGCAGACACAGUCGUCUCAGGGAUCCGGCGUGGAUGACCCAGUUGGGGAGGUGUCCAUCCAUGUGGAGCUCUUCACACACCCUGGCACUGGGGAGCACAAGGUCACCGUCAAAGUGGUGGCUGCUAACGACCUGAAGUGGCAGACAUCCGGCAUCUUCCGGCCCUUCAUUGAGGUCAACAUCAUUGGGCCUAGUCUCAGCGACAAGAAGAGGAAAUUCGCCACCAAGUCCAAGAACAACAGCUGGGCACCCAAAUACAACGAGAGCUUCCAGUUCACCCUAGGCAGCGAGACAGGCCCCGAGUGCUACGAGCUGCAGGUGUGCGUGAAGGACUACUGCUUCGCCCGUGAGGACCGCACCGUGGGCAUUGCCGUGAUGCAGCUCAAGGACAUCAUGCAGCGUGGCAGCUGUGCCUGCUGGCUGCCCCUGGGCCGGCGCAUCCACAUGGACGACACGGGCCUCACCGUCCUGCGUAUCCUCUCGCAGCGCAACAACGACGAGGUGGCCAAGGAGUUCGUCAAGCUCAAGUCAGACACGCGCUCAGCAGAAGAAGGCAGCAGUUAAGGCCCCCUCCCCGUAGUAGAACCUCCC
Alligator sinensis (Chinese alligator) is the source of this 5376-nucleotide messenger RNA. RefSeq names its product unc-13 homolog A (gene UNC13A). Gene Ontology annotation, biological process: presynaptic dense core vesicle exocytosis; dense core granule priming; synaptic transmission, glutamatergic. The transcript has 45 exons. NCBI's taxonomy places the organism in Eukaryota, Metazoa, Chordata, Crocodylia, Alligatoridae. The coding region runs from base 1 to 5349 and encodes 1782 amino acids. Gene Ontology annotation, cellular component: plasma membrane; synaptic vesicle membrane; neuromuscular junction. The record is from RefSeq and is a predicted model, not a curated record. Gene Ontology annotation, molecular function: syntaxin-1 binding; calmodulin binding; diacylglycerol binding.